Messenger RNA from Pseudonaja textilis, 2404 nucleotides. It is a transcript of the gene EBF2, whose product is annotated as EBF transcription factor 2. Gene Ontology annotation, molecular function: DNA binding; DNA-binding transcription factor activity. The record is from RefSeq and is a predicted model, not a curated record. Gene Ontology annotation, biological process: regulation of DNA-templated transcription. Lineage: Eukaryota; Metazoa; Chordata; Lepidosauria; Squamata; Elapidae.
AUGUUUGGGAUCCAAGAUACGUUAGGAAGAGGGCCGAUCCUGAAAGACAAGGUGCUGGGGUCGGAGAUGGAUCCGGUCCGCUCUUGGGUCAGGAACGUUGGCGUGGUGGAUGCCAACAUCGCCGCUCAAAGCGGCGUGGCGUUGUCUCGAGCCCACUUCGAAAAACAGCCUCCCUCCAACUUGAGGAAAUCCAACUUCUUCCACUUCGUCUUGGCUCUCUACGACCGCCAGGGUCAGCCCGUGGAAAUCGAGCGGACGGCGUUCGUGGACUUCGUGGAAAAUGACAAAGAACAAGGCAACGAAAAGACAAAUAAUGGGACACACUACAAAUUGCAGCUUCUGUACAGCAAUGGUGUCAGGACUGAACAAGAUCUAUUUGUCAGACUCAUUGAUUCAGUCACAAAACAGCCCAUCGCCUAUGAAGGACAAAACAAGAACCCGGAAAUGUGCAGAGUUCUACUCACCCAUGAAGUUAUGUGCAGUCGUUGCUGUGAAAAGAAGAGCUGUGGAAAUCGUAACGAGACUCCCUCAGACCCCGUGAUCAUUGAUAGAUUCUUCUUAAAAUUCUUCCUCAAGUGCAACCAGAACUGUUUGAAGACUGCAGGAAACCCUCGAGAUAUGCGACGAUUCCAGGUUGUAUUAUCAACAACAGUGAAUGUUGACGGGCAUGUCCUGGCAGUAUCAGACAAUAUGUUUGUUCACAACAACUCAAAACAUGGGCGAAGAGCAAGGAGACUUGAUCCUUCAGAAGCCACCCCAUGCAUCAAAGCAAUUAGUCCAAGUGAAGGCUGGACCACUGGUGGAGCAAUGGUGAUCAUUAUAGGGGACAACUUUUUUGAUGGGCUUCAAGUCGUAUUUGGGACCAUGCUUGUGUGGAGUGAGCUGAUCACCCCACAUGCCAUCCGUGUCCAAACACCACCUCGUCACAUCCCUGGCGUGGUUGAAGUAACAUUAUCGUACAAAUCCAAACAAUUUUGCAAAGGAGCUCCUGGUAGAUUUAUUUAUACAGCUUUAAAUGAGCCAACCAUAGACUAUGGUUUCCAAAGACUCCAGAAGGUCAUCCCGAGACAUCCUGGUGAUCCAGAAAGACUAGCAAAGGAGAUGCUUUUGAAACGAGCAGCUGACCUAGUCGAAGCACUGUAUGGGACACCACAUAACAAUCAGGACAUUAUUCUGAAGCGAGCUGCUGAUAUUGCGGAAGCUCUCUACAGUGUCCCAAGAAAUCCAGGUCAGAUCCCUACUUUGUCCAGCUCUCCUGCUCACAGUGCCAUGAUGGGCAUCAACUCCUAUGGCAGCCAGUUGGGAGUCAGCAUCUCUGAGUCCACACAAGGGAAUAAUCAAGGCUACAUCCGCAACACAAGCAGCAUAUCUCCACGAGGUUAUUCCUCCAGCACAACCCCUCAGCAGUCUAAUUACAGCACCCCCAGUAACAGCAUGAACGGCUACAGCAAUGUCCCCAUGUCCAACUUGGCUGUUCCCAGUUCACCUGGAUUUAUUAAUGGUUCUCCCACAGGAUCGCCCUAUGGCUUGAUGUCUUCAAGCCCCACAGUUGGUUCUUCAAGCAGUUCCUCCAUCCUUCCAUUCUCCUCCUCUGUCUUUCCUGCUGUCAAACAAAAGAGUGCCUUUGCUCCUGUCAUCCGACCCCAGGGGUCCCCUUCCCCAGCGUGCUCCACUGGCAAUGGAAAUGGGUUUAGAGCCAUGACUGGUCUUGUUGUACCUCCAAUGUGAAGAGAAGAGAAGGCAUUGCUGGGAUUUCUUCCCUGCCUCCCCCGGUCCUUUUUUUUUUUUCUACAGCACAAAACUACUUAUUUGUUACGGACCUUAAAAAAAAAAAAAAAAGCUCUAGAAGCUCAAUCGAUGGGGGAAGCCAUGUGCCAGAAGGAACGGAAAUUUUACAGCGUUACAAAGAGGCUGUUGCAAGUUGAAGACAUCAAUACCCGAGAACAUUUUUUUUUUAAAGAAAAAUAGGAAUUGGCCAAGAUCCAGAUGUAUGCAGGUUAUGGGAUUGUAUAUGGAGCACAAGCUUUUCUUUUCCUUUUGUUCUCUUUCCUUGUGGACUCAAAACCUUCCUAAUGUUUAUAGAAUAUAAAAAGAAGGAACAGGUUGGCCAACCAUUCGAGCUUGAUAUUUUGGAUACUCUUUGUUUUUCUUUGUAGGGAAAAAAAAGUCGAAGUUUCUAUUUUCUAUGGAGCCUUUCAGAUACCAAUUUAGUUUAUGCAGAAAAAAAAAAAGAAAUCUCAAAACAGGGUACCAGCAUGAGGGACUUUCCUAUAAAACCGAUAUGCUGAUAUGAGUGGUGGAAUGUUGGACGUGUGUAUGUGUAUUGACUUAUAGUUUAAUCUCUUUUCAAAUGAAAAAAAUGUAAGAUGUUUUACAAUUAUUUAAAUAAAUAAACUUGUAAGUU